This is a messenger RNA of Anopheles marshallii, 747 nucleotides long. RefSeq names its product probable U2 small nuclear ribonucleoprotein A' (gene U2A). The record is from RefSeq and is a predicted model, not a curated record. The coding region runs from base 1 to 747 and encodes 248 amino acids. Gene Ontology annotation, cellular component: U2 snRNP. The transcript is spliced from 3 exons. Gene Ontology annotation, molecular function: protein binding; U2 snRNA binding. Lineage: Eukaryota; Metazoa; Arthropoda; Insecta; Diptera; Culicidae. Gene Ontology annotation, biological process: mRNA splicing, via spliceosome.
AUGGUGAAACUUACGCCUGACUUGAUAAACCAGUCCAUGCAGUACAUGAACCCGUGUCGCGACCGAGAGCUGGAUUUACGGGGAUACAAAAUUCCGCAAAUUGAGAAUAUGGGUGCCACCUUGGAUCAGUUUGACACGAUUGACUUUUCCGAUAAUGAUAUUCGUAAGUUGGACGGAUUCCCGCGUCUUCCCAGACUGAAAUGUCUUCUCCUGAACAACAACCGGAUUGUAAGAAUAGGCGAAAAUAUCCAAGAAUCGCUCCCCAACCUUCAAAGCGUUAUUCUGACUGGGAAUAACAUUCAGGAGCUGUCUGACUUGGAACCGCUAGUAAAACUACCACAUUUGCAGACGCUCAGUUUGUUAACGAAUCCUGUCUCAACCAAGCAGCACUAUCGUGAGUAUGUUGCUGUACGUUUCCCUAGUCUACGGUUGUUAGAUUUCCGUAAGAUCCGACAAAAGGAACGCGAGGCGGCCACGCAAUUCUUCAAGACCAAGAAAGGUAAAGAAGUUCUCAAGGAAAUUGCACGGAAAUCGAAACAGACGUUACCACCUGAAGCAGCCGGUGCCGCAUCGCCCGAAAAGCAAGCUGUCCACAACGCCAGCCCAGAAGAAAUUCAAAUACUUAGGGAAGCUCUCAGGAGCGCCAAAACUCUGUCGGAAGUGGAACGGCUCAAUCGUAUGCUACAGUCUGGUCAGAUAACCGGCGACAUUUUGAACGGUAACGACAUUCCCCUCUCUCAAGCUUAG